AUGAUGAUGUUCUCCAACGUCAAAGAAGAAAACAGAAAAUAUUCACAUUGAAGAAGCUGCACAAUCACACAAACUGCUUUAGUUAUUAGAAAAUGAACACACACUCACUCACUCACUCACUCACUCACUGGAUGAAUCGUUGCAGCUCUUAAUUCAACAGUAGAUUAUUUCUCUCUAUGCAGACGACACGUUGCUGUUUUUCUAUAUUCACAAAAUAUCGAAACAAAUUAUUAAUCGAUCAAACUAGUUAACGAUUAAUUUAGUAAUCAAUCAAUAAUGAAUAAUCACUGCGGCCUGACAGUUGUGUGUGUGAGGUUUUGUUGUUAUUAAAAGGAAAUAAGCUGAUGUCGACAUUGUGGUCUCUGACUGUGCUGUGACUCACUUCCUGUUCCUCCCUGCAUCAGCUGACCACACAUUCUAUCACUGAUCUCCUGCUGUGAGGCAUCAUUUGAAUUCUCUGAGUUCCUUGAGUAGCAGCCACAUGGACUUUGGCUUGUCCCCAGAGGGUUGCUGGUUCAAACCCUGGGACAGGUCAAGGCCUGGUUUGUCCCUGUCUCAUUGGACCCUCUGCCAUACAAACUGCAUGAAUAAGAGUUGUGUUAUUGAAACAUUUUAACAUCAGGGGGCUGACACAAAUGUGUCCCAGUUUAUCUGCAUUCUUGUCUUCUGAGUGAAACACAACCUUUCAAACUGCAACUUCAGCUCAACACGUUGUAAACAUGGUUGUCGUCCUCUGGUUUGGACAUCGUGUGCAGAAGGAAACGAGUUCUUACUCAGUUUCACAUGAAUAAACUGGAACAGUGUGUGGUCACAGGGGGCGGUGGGAUUUUAUUCUUCACUCGCGACAACACGCUUCACUGUUUCACAGAGGGUGAGCGUCGCCGCCGAGGACACUGCCGCUCGCACAGAUACGACAGGUUCCACACCUGAGUUGAGUAGGCGGCGCCAGCAGAGCCGUGCAGCCAUGUUGGUUCUGAUCCAGUUACUCAUGACGAUGAUGAUGAAGAGUAAGGCUGCCCCACAGACGGUCACCGUGGAGGCUCGGAGCGGCGACGCUGUCCUGCUGCCCUCGGAGGGGCAGAGUUGGACGAGGGAGAACGUGGGCGACAUCAGGUGGACUCACCGCCACCUGGUGUUGUCACUGAAGAACAACAGGACCACGUGUGAGCAGCACAGACGCUGCGAGCUGCUGAGCAACGGCUCGCUGAGGUUCAGUCACGUUCACGCUGAAGACGCAGGAAACUACAGCCUGCAGGUGUUUGAUCCACAUGGGACCAGACUGGUGCAGAUCCACUUUCUGUUGAGGGUGGAGGAGGUCAAGUCCAAAAACCCUGGUGAGGGUCAAACCAAUGUGUUGCUGCCCAUCAGCUGCCUCUCCCUGCUCCUUCUGUUCUUCAUCAUCAUCAUCAUCUUCAUCGUGAGGAAGAGGACAAGGAGGACAACUGCAGAGCCAAAGGAGGAAGAUGUUUAUAUGCCGAUGUUUGGUAACCACAGCAACAAGAGGAAACAACUGGUGAAAGAGGAAGAGUCUUUGUAUGUUCCCUGUUAUCCCUUGGUUUCCAUGGAAACACCUCAGACGAAGGCUGAAGACGUUUAUGUGUGAAAAUCGACCACAGCUCACCUGGACAAACACAAGGCAUUUAUUUUGGUGGCACUUCCUGUAACCGUGGAAGCCUGACACAUGACCUGUCUUGAAUUCAUCAAUCAAAUGUUUAUUAUUCUAAAUGAUGAUGUCACGUCGA
Molecule: messenger RNA, 1742 nt
Organism: Solea solea (common sole)
Lineage: Eukaryota; Metazoa; Chordata; Actinopteri; Pleuronectiformes; Soleidae
Exons: 5
Coding region: 965-1603 (212 amino acids)
Source: RefSeq, a predicted model, not a curated record